AUCAUUAAACCGUGUUCGUCGACGUCGAAUGCUUUGGUGCUGGCGACAUCGACAAACGCGAAGCAAUAUUAUUUUUUUUCCCCCAAACAAAAGUGAUAAAUUCUUUAAAAACGAAAUAAUGCGUUAAACGGUAAACUUUGCGAACAAUGUCAAAUAAGUUGGAUUAGUGAAUAAGUGCUCUUUCGCAGUGUGUGUGUGUGUGUGAGUGGGAAAUAAACGGAACAAUAAACAAAAAAAAUGUAUCACCACGAGUACGAAAAGAGACUUUUAAAGCCUAGCAACGAUGAUCACACGGACUCACCAUCGCCGACGGGUCUUUCAUCGCCCGCAUAUUACUCGCCGACGAAAAUCGGAAACAAUAGUUACGAUCGUUUUAUUCCAACGCGAGCUGGAAAUAAUUGGCAAGUAUCGUUUUCAAUGAUCUCGGAAAAUAGUCGAAGUGGUUUGGUGACGAAGAAGACCCGCGAGAAUGGUGAAGGGAGUCGCGACGGAAUCGCCUAUUCGUGCCUCCUGAAAAAUGAAUUACUCGGUGCAAGUAUCGAGGAUGUUAAGGGUCAAUGUGACGAGCGAAGGAUAUUGUCGCCGUUGAGUAGUAAGAAUCUCUUUAGGUAUAUGACACCAACGAAAGAUCGGACACUCCUCAACCAGAGUUUGCCUUAUUCCCUGUCACCGCUCAGUGCCAAGAGUCAAAAGUUGCUUCGUUCGCCGCGCAAGGCGACGAGGAAAAUCUCCAGAAUUCCCUUUAAAGUUCUCGACGCUCCGGAAUUGCAGGACGAUUUUUAUUUGAAUCUCGUCGACUGGUCGUCGCAGAAUGUUCUAAGCGUGGGACUUGGAAGUUGCGUUUAUCUUUGGUCCGCCUGCACCAGUCAGGUGACGAGAUUGUGCGAUUUGUCUAGUGAUGGAAAUACGGUCACAUCUGUCGCAUGGAACGAGAGGGGAAACCUCGUCGCUGUCGGCUCACAUUCCGGCUAUAUCCAGGUGUGGGAUGUGGCAGUAAAUAAGGAAGUGAGUAAACUUGAAGGUCACAAUGCGCGAGUGGGCGCCUUGGCCUGGAACGGCGAAGUCCUAUCCUCAGGAAGUCGGGAUCGAUUGAUCCUCCAGCGAGACGUGCGGACGCCUUCGGUGGUGGGCGAGCGUCGCCUGGGCGCCCACAGGCAGGAGGUUUGUGGCCUGAAAUGGUCGCCGGACAACCAAUAUCUCGCCUCAGGUGGCAACGACAACCGCCUCUACGUCUGGAACCUGCAUUCGCUGUCGCCAGUGCAAACCUACACGGAGCACACGGCCGCUGUCAAGGCCAUCGCCUGGUCGCCCCAUCACCACGGCCUCCUCGCCUCCGGAGGCGGAACCGCCGACCGUCACAUCCGCUUCUGGAACACCCUCACCGGCCAGCCGAUGCAGAGCAUCGACACCGGCUCCCAAGUCUGCAAUCUCGCCUGGAGCAAGCACAGCUCCGAACUAGUCAGCACUCACGGCUACUCGCAAAAUCAAAUCCUCGUCUGGAAGUACCCCUCACUCACCCAGGUGGCAAAACUCACUGGACAUUCCUAUCGAGUCUUGUAUCUGGCCAUGUCGCCGGACGGCGAGGCCAUCGUCACCGGCGCCGGCGACGAGACACUCCGCUUCUGGAAUGUCUUCAGCAAGGCACGUAGUCAAAAGGAAAACAAAUCGGUACUGAACUUAUUCACUAGCAUUCGGUAAAUUAAUUAUUAUUCAAAGAAGAAUUACUAAAUAAUGACAAGAGAGAACAAAUUAUAUCGUGCAACGAGAGUUUCCAUGCUUUUACUCAGUGGCGAAAGGGAUAAUAAUUUAUUCUGAGGAGGUCUCGAACCUCGUUGCUCUAAUAAUGUAAAUAACAAAACAAACAAAAAUGGUAAAUUAACCCUUAAAUGUUUUAUAUUCUUUAAAAGAAUGAAUUUGUAGUAGGGAGAAAAAGAGAGAGAGAGAAACCAUUAAGUGGUUUUUAUUUUAGCUUUGCAGUCUGCAAAGUGACGAGCAAAUUCGUGCAAUACUUCAACACUGCACCUUUCCUUCGAUUUCGAAUCAAAAUCUAAAUUUAUAAUUUAUUAUAAUAAUUAUUAUUAUAAUUUCCCGUCCUCUGAUUUCGAAUCAAAAUCUAAAUUAAUAUUAUAAUAAUUUCCUUUCCUUCGAUUUCGAAUCAAAAUCUAAAUUCUUAUAAUUUAUUAUAAUAAUUAUUAUUAGUUUAAUCGUAUAAUUAUUAUAAUAAUUUAUU
Messenger RNA from Leptopilina heterotoma, 2230 nucleotides. It is a transcript of the gene fzr, whose product is annotated as fizzy-related protein homolog. The coding region runs from base 238 to 1698 and encodes 486 amino acids. Gene Ontology annotation, biological process: anaphase-promoting complex-dependent catabolic process; positive regulation of anaphase-promoting complex-dependent catabolic process; positive regulation of ubiquitin protein ligase activity. Gene Ontology annotation, molecular function: anaphase-promoting complex binding; ubiquitin ligase activator activity; protein binding. The transcript has 2 exons. Gene Ontology annotation, cellular component: anaphase-promoting complex. Lineage: Eukaryota; Metazoa; Arthropoda; Insecta; Hymenoptera; Figitidae. The record is from RefSeq and is a predicted model, not a curated record.